CGGUGCCGGUGCGGGCGGGGCCCCCGCGGGCUGCGGGCGGUGCCGGCCCCGCCGCGCUUAUAAAGGGGCUGCGCGGGCCGGGCCGGGCGCACAGCGGCGGCGGCGGGGGCAGCGGCAGCACCGGCAGCUCCACGAUGCCAGUGAGCUUCUCCACAGCCCUUCGCAUCAUCGGGACCAGCCUCUUCGCCUUGGUGGUGCUGGGGGGCAUCCUUGCUGCCUACGUCACGGGGUACCAGUUCAUCCACACGGAGAAGCACUACCUCUCCUUUGGGCUCUACGGGGCCAUCCUGGGGCUGCACCUCUUCAUCCAGAGCCUCUUUGCCUUCCUGGAGCACCGGCGCAUGCGGGGCGAGGGUCAGCCGGUGCGGCUGGGGCGCUCGGUGGCCCUCUGCAUCGCUGCCUACCAGGAGGAUCCCGACUACCUGAAGAAGUGCCUGCGCUCCGUCAAGCGCAUCGCCUUCCCGGACCUCAAAGUGGUGAUGGUGGUGGAUGGGAAUGGCCCCGAUGACACCUACAUGCUGGACAUCUUCCAUGACGUGAUGGGCUCCGAACGCUCGGGCAGCUACAUCUGGAGGAGCAACUUCCACGUGCGGGGCGAGGGGGAGACAGACGCCGGGCUGCGGGAAGGGCUCGCCCGUGUGCAGGCGCUGGUGCGCAGCACCACCUACUCCUGCAUCCUCCAGAAGUGGGGUGGGAAGCGAGAAGUGAUGUACACGGCCUUCCGGGCGCUUGGAGACUCCGUGGACUACAUCCAGGUGUGUGACUCAGACACGGUGCUGGACCCCGCCUGCACCGCCGAGAUGCUCCGCAUCCUGGAGGCCGACCCCCGCGUUGGCGGCGUCGGUGGUGACGUUCAGAUCCUGAACAAGUACGACUCGUGGAUCUCCUUCCUGAGCAGCGUGCGGUACUGGAUGGCCUUCAAUGUGGAGCGCGCCUGCCAGUCCUACUUUGGCUGCGUGCAGUGCAUCAGCGGCCCCCUGGGCAUGUACCGCAACGCUCUGCUGCAACAGUUCCUCGAAGACUGGUACCACCAGACCUUCCUGGGCAGCAAGUGCAGCUUUGGGGAUGACCGGCACCUCACCAACCGCGUGCUCAGCCUGGGCUACCAGACCAAGUACACGGCUCGUUCCAAGUGCCUGACGGAGACACCCACCCGCUACCUGCGCUGGCUCAACCAGCAGACUCGCUGGAGCAAGUCCUACUUUCGUGAGUGGCUCUACAACGCCCUGUGGUUCCACAAGCAUCACCUCUGGAUGACCUACGAGUCGGUGGUGACUGGUUUCUUCCCCUUCUUCCUCAUUGCCACCGUCAUCCAGCUCUUCUACCGUGGCCGCAUCUGGAACAUCCUCCUCUUCCUGCUGACGGUGCAGCUGGUGGGCAUCAUCAAGGCCACCUAUGCCUGCUUCCUGCGAGGUAACGCUGAGAUGAUCUUCAUGUCCCUCUAUGCCCUCCUCUACAUGUCCAGCCUACUGCCCGCCAAGAUGUUUGCCAUUGCCACCAUCAACAAGUCGGGCUGGGGCACAUCGGGGCGCCGGACCAUUGUGGUUAACUUUGUGGGGCUGCUGCCGGUGUCGGUGUGGGUGGCGGUGCUGCUGGGCGGGUUGGCCUACACCGCCUACAGCCAGGACCUCUUCAGUGAGACCGAGGUUGCCUUCCUCGUCUCGGGUGCCAUCCUCUAUGCCUGCUACUGGGUGGCCCUCCUCACCCUCUACUUGGCCAUCGUUGCCCGGCGCUGCGGCAAGCGGCAGGAGCAGUGCGGGCUGGCCUUUGCCGAGGUCUGACCGCGGGUUGUGCCAGAGUUGGGUGGUUGCUCCCAGUCCCCUCCUUGCCUACCCCAAGCCCUGGCACAGCCGGCACUGAGCCGUUGGGAGCUGGGCAGCGCUGAGCGCGCCCACCGCAGCAUUUCUGAUCAAGUCUUGCUAUUUUUGUUUUGUUGUUGCUUUGUUUUUGUUUUUCUCUUAUUUUCAUUUUUCUGUACAAAGCCAGCCGCUGGCCAGGGAGAAGCCGAGCUGGGCCUGCCCGGUGCCAGGCUGGGCGUGGCUCUGGGGGUGACAGCGCUGUCCCCUCAGUGCCGUACUGAGCAUCUCGGCGUGCUGUGCGGAGCGCUGCUGGCCAGGCUCCCUCCACCCCACCACUGCAGCUGGGUCCUCCACCCUUUGGUGCUUUAUACAGGGACUUCAUGGUCCUUUUCAUCAUGGUGCUAUGGCAAAACGGCCUCAUGCGGCACCAUCUCCGUCCGGCACCACUGGUUGGUGCUGCCUGCCCCUACCCCACGGCCGCUGUAUGUGCGGGCACGUACCCACAGGGUGCUCCCUCAGCCCCUUUCAGGGGGUUCCGGCUGCCCCAGGAGGGCAGCACCUCCCUUCAGCUUUGCCAAAGAGCCAAGGGGGGAACCCUGGCACGCAGAAGUGGGGAAAACCAGGGCUGUGGCUUGGCUGGAGUGUCACUGCAGCUGCGGUGACACUCCGGCCAAGCCACGGCCCAACCAUACCAAUCCUGCUGCUUUCCCAGCAUCUGUCUAGACAGCAGGGAGAUGCUGGGUUUUGAGCUCGGGCAUGCAGAAGAGAGCGGGGAAGAGCCAGUUCCCAGUCUUUCCCCUCCCUGGGGAAUUCACCAGGUCAUCUCCCCUGGGCCCUCUUUUUUUCAGGGCUUGAAAACCUUUCUACAAUCGAGCAUUUA
This is a messenger RNA of Cuculus canorus (common cuckoo), 2679 nucleotides long. RefSeq names its product hyaluronan synthase 3 (gene HAS3). Lineage: Eukaryota; Metazoa; Chordata; Aves; Cuculiformes; Cuculidae. Bases 135 to 1781 code for a protein of 548 amino acids. The record is from RefSeq and is a predicted model, not a curated record. Gene Ontology annotation, molecular function: hyaluronan synthase activity. Gene Ontology annotation, biological process: hyaluronan biosynthetic process; extracellular matrix assembly. The transcript is spliced from 4 exons.